CAAUAACAACAGAAUUAUUCCCUAAACACACUCUCUCUCCCUCUCUCUAGCCGAGCCCCCUUCCUCUCCCUCUCUACCCGUCGGCCACCUUCCCGGUGACUGGGUUCCUCUUUCUCUAAACCCUAAUUCCAAUUCUACCUCACUCAAAUCCCUAAUUCUCCUACCAAUCACAAUCCCUAAUCGCACACCUAAAUCCGUGCUCUUUCUGUGGUAUCAGAGCCUGGCUGGUGUGUCAAUUCUCUGAAGAAACACUACAAUCUGAAGAUGUCAAACCUUACAAACAAACAGCAGCCGCCGCGCCAGAGCAAGGAGGUUGUGACGGUCAAGGAUGUGACGAUGAGCAAGUAUGACGCGAUGGCAACAUCGUUGGAGAUCCUGACGGAGGUUACGGUGAGGGCAGUUGAGGCCUCGAAGGGCUCGAUCGGGGCAAUCGAAGCCAUGGGCGACCAGAUCAAAGAUUCCAUCGAAGAGAUGGGCAAGAGCGUGGCUGAAAACAUCUGCGGAGCCCUAGCAGCGACGAUGCAGGAGGUGCUAACCCAGGUUCUGAGGAACCGGGAGCCGGCGGCGAUCACGGCCAUGGGGAUGGCGCCGGCAGCAGCAACCGCGGCGGGGUCGGCGGGCCAGGAGGGCGGCGACGCGGGAGCGGAGCGGACCGCGACGGUAGCGCGCCAGGAGGAGGAGGCGACGGGGGAGAAACCGCUGGGCGACGGAGGAGAGACCGCCGGGCGGCGGUGAUGAGGCUGGGGCGACGCGGGUAUUGGCCGCAACGGGCGGUGCGCCGAGGAGUUCGGCCGUGCCGCGCAGACGCGCCGGGGAGCAGGGGAAUUUGGGCGCGAGGAGCGCGCCCGCGCCAGCAUUCAGCGGACCGGGUUUGCUGCUGACGCCGAUGGAUCCGGCCCAUGACAAGGUCCGGGGGAAGCAGAAGAUGGUGGGGUACGAAGGAGAGCCGUGGCUGACUGGGCCCGACGGAGAAGAACCAUGGCCGAUUGGGCUAAGGGAGGAGGAUGAGCUGAGCUUUGGGGACCCAGAGGGCUAGGUGGACCCGAGCCUAGAGGAGGCCAGAUGGGGCUGGAUCGUUGACUCGAAGUCGUGCCGAAACGGACCGGCCACUGGGCGGCCGACCGGACGGACCGGAACCGGUCGGACUGGGCCGAAUAGAACCGGGUCGGGUCA
Messenger RNA from Linum trigynum, 1173 nucleotides. The record is from the annotation of a GenBank genome assembly. Lineage: Eukaryota; Viridiplantae; Streptophyta; Magnoliopsida; Malpighiales; Linaceae.